Molecule: messenger RNA, 873 nt
Organism: Amoebophrya sp. A120
Lineage: Eukaryota; Dinophyceae; Syndiniales; Amoebophryaceae
Source: the annotation of a GenBank genome assembly
GAACUGCAAGUAUUUGCCCUCCUCGGUAGGAGCUGCACAGGGGGAUAAUAAUUCCUCGGACAAUUUUCUUACGAGUCAACAGCACCGGGGCCCUUUAGACCCUGCCACGACGGCCCGGUUGCUGCGGUGGAGCGAAAGUGAAUACUACUACGCCGUAGCGGAGGAAGAGGCCGUGAUUCCCCCCAAGUCGUGCGUCAGCUCGCCAAAUAUACCGUGGAAGUAUCUGAACGAGCACGAUUCUGGCGCAGGAAGCUUUGCAGCUGGUGGAAUAAAUCAGGCUCGUCCCGAAGAACAAUUUCAAUUAGGGACGAGUGUCGCCAAUUUGGAAAAUGAUAAAUCCGUCACGACCGACAUCAACAACUUCCACCUCACUGUAGUCAGCCCCGUGCUGGUUUUCCUGAAACAGCAGAUCACGAAGAACCUGGUCCCCUACUCGGAACAGUAUUCCACGUCCCUGCUCCGGUUCACGAAACAUAGCACCGCUGUGCAGAACCGGUUUGGCACCACGUCGCCGGAUAUCAAAUGUAAAAAUGUCUGGGUCUGGAAGAGUCAUGCUGAUUUUGCAUGACGCAGAAGGUCUGGCAUGGAAGCUCUAGCAUUACAGGUUUCGAGAAGCUUCCGCAAUGCCGAAUCCGCAUGACAAAUCCCCCACUUUGGUGACAGAAAUUGGGCAGCUUUUGCUACCCAUGCAUGAGAUAUUUUUCUGUGUUCUGAAAUGUGCAUCACAAGUUCGGAUUCUUCCAGACCCAGACAUUUUUACAUUUGAUACCGGAUGAUCUCGAUCAGGAAGUUCGCAAGGGGCAAAUUUUUGUGUUCGGCAGCAACAAAUUUGGGCAGCUGGGGGUCGGCUGCGGGCCGGACCAAGACGUCGAG